UGUUCAUCUGUUUGACCCAGCGAUUGAAGAACUGUCUAGGCUGUGUGGUAAAAGGCACUUACAAAAUAAGUUACCAAGCGGUGUAACUUUCAUAUUAGAAACCCUUGGGCCUACCACUUUCAAAAGAACCUGCACAGAACCAUGGCUGUCUCGCGCACGUAGAGGUGAAGGGUGAUGGUGGGGAAGGGCCUGGAGCAGUGGUGGGGAUAAGUCGUUGGGGCGAGGUGUCUUUCCCCCCACUCUGACUCUCCUGCUGUCCUGCAUGCACGACUCAAACAGGACUGAAGAUAAUCAACCAAUUUUGAAUUACAAUGAAGAUAUCUUAGAACAUGAUUUUGAAUCAGACCCGGAACCAGACUGCAGCAAAGAUGAUCCGCCAAGUCUACUACAACCCCUCAUUGUGGAGCCUUAUUCGUCGGAAGAAUUGAAAAAACUAAGGGAAAAUGUAAUGAGCGGUAGGAGAAUGGUUGAUGUUGGCCACAUUUUCCGGCAACUACAAGUUAUCGCUUCCCACCCUAUGAAAUGUACAAUGGGGAAGUAUGAACUGAAAAAGGAAAUUAGAAGUGGAUUGUUCUGCACCUGGAGUUUUUACUGUGACAACUGUGAAAAGACCUAUGUAGUUACCUCAUUGCCUGUUGAUGAAAAACAUAACGACAAUGAUGCUUUGGUAUGGGGAGCAAUGUCUAUUGGAAUCGGCUUCGCUCAAUUAGAGGAACUUUUCAGCCUUUUGGACGUUCCUGUAAUGUCACAGGAAAAAUAUAUACACCACGAAAAAAAGGUUGGAGAUGCGUGGGAGACUAUUCUGGUUCACAAAAUGCAACGCAAUGCUGAGGAAGAAAAAAAGAUCGCACUGGAAAAGGGUAAUAUAUUUCAAGGCAAGCCGUAUAUCACAGUGAUUGGAGAUGGAGGAUGGGCAAAACGAUCCUAUGGCCAUGGAAUGAGCUCUAAAAGUGGAGUGGUGGUGGUGAGUAUGACAGCGAGUAUGGACCUUUGGCUGUAAACCCCGACAUCGAGGAGUCUGAGAUGGUCUCAAAAUGCUCAACCUUCCUUGACGAACUUCGGAAAGACGUUCAUUCUGGAAAUAAUAAUAUUGAGCGCUCCACCAUAGGCCAACACACAAAUCCGCUUUGGAGAGAGAAGAGGAUAAACCGGCUCACAGCUUCCCGGUUUGGAUCUGUGGCAAAAAGGAAACCCCAUACAGAUUGCCACAACAUGGUUAAAUCGAUCCUCAUACAAAGACAACUAAACACU
This is a messenger RNA of Macrosteles quadrilineatus (aster leafhopper), 1251 nucleotides long. RefSeq lists its product as uncharacterized. The record is from RefSeq and is a predicted model, not a curated record. Bases 263 to 1000 code for a protein of 245 amino acids. NCBI's taxonomy places the organism in Eukaryota, Metazoa, Arthropoda, Insecta, Hemiptera, Cicadellidae. The transcript is spliced from 5 exons.